AUGAAGAUGCCGCAAGUUCCCCGAUCGAAGGCUGCAUGGAAGGCAGUGUUGACUACCAAUUCUGCCGAUGGGACUAAGUCCUCGACUUGGAUCAACAAGGAUCUCGCUCCUACUCCGCCGGAUGCAAGAACAUGGUCUUGGAUCUCACUUAGCAGUUAUUGGUGGGGUAACGCAUUCAAUGCAAGUCAAUGGUCAAACGGAGCGAGUUUGAUUGCUGUCGGCCUGAACUGGCAUCAAGCUCUGGUUUCAUGCAUCAUUGCUAACUUGAUUUCAUCUUCUGUUGCUCUUGCUCUUGGCCGACCAGGCGCAAGGUACCACGUUGGCUAUCCCGUCCUGGCUCGAAGUGUUUUCGGAAUGUAUGGCCAGUUCUUCUUCGUUUGGAUCCGAGCUGUAGUCGCUACUAUCUGGUUUGGAGUGCAGUCAUACUUUGGGUCCCAGUUACUCAGCGUUCUCCUGAGAUGCGUCUUUGGAGAAUCCUGGUGGCAUAUGACGAAUCACUUGCCUGCCAACGCUGGCAUCACUUCUAGGGAUCUUCUAGCCUUUUUCUUGUUCUGGAUCAUUGAAAUGCCCUUUCUGGCAGUCCAUCCACGCAAGAUAAAGUUUUUGUUCGCGGCCGAGUCAAUAAUCUGUCCUCUAACCUGUAUCGGCGUCUUCGCUUGGUGUGUUCAAUACGGAGGAGGGAUUCGUAUGAAUUCUCUUUCAUCCACUACCGAAGCAAAAGGGGGAGCCCUUGGAUGGGCGAUGCUCAAUGGAAUAAAUAGCUGUUUAGGCGUCACGUCUGCACUGCUAGUCAAUCAACCCGACCUUACUCGAUACACCCGUCGGCCAAAAGAUGCCGGCUGGAGGCAAGCAUCGUCCAUCUUCUUCAGUAAGACGCUGAUUUUCUUUUUCGGCAUUGGUGCUACAGCAGCAGUGCAAGGUAAAUUCGGACACGCAUACUGGAAUCAGUGGGAUCUUCUCAACGCAAUUCUUGAUCGAUUUUGGGGUCCAGCAGCUCGAGCUGGGUGCUUUUUCGCCUCGUUUGGAUUUGCUCUGUCGGUGUUGGGCGUGAAUAUUGGCUGCAAUGCUAUUCCUUUCGGUAAGGCUGGACUUCUCUAG
This is a messenger RNA of Fusarium proliferatum ET1, 1098 nucleotides long. RefSeq lists its product as uncharacterized. The record is from RefSeq and is a predicted model, not a curated record. NCBI's taxonomy places the organism in Eukaryota, Fungi, Ascomycota, Sordariomycetes, Hypocreales, Nectriaceae. Gene Ontology annotation, biological process: nucleobase transport; transmembrane transport. Bases 1 to 1098 code for a protein of 365 amino acids. Gene Ontology annotation, molecular function: nucleobase transmembrane transporter activity. Gene Ontology annotation, cellular component: plasma membrane. The transcript has 8 exons.